AUGGCCGCCACCGCGUACCUCUGGGUGGAGAACGUCCCCACCAGCGACCUUGAUUUCAAGAUCAACGGUGGCAAUAUUAUCGGCGAUACUGACGUGAUGUGGAUUUGGGGCCAGAAGACGGGACAAGGCUUCAACGCCGCCAUGUCCGGGUCCCUCUGGAACCCCGACACAGCUAGUAUGGUCGGCCGCACGCCAGGCCUCGGUUACCACACUCUCGACCCGUCGAGCGACAGUGUGCAGUUCGUCGAUGUGAUGGGUUUGACGACCGAGAUCUCAACUCGGUUCCCCCGUAGUUUCCCCUCCGUCAAGUAUACAAUCUCCGUCACCCCCCUCGACGAGCGGACCUUGGGUUGCUACCUUCGGGCUUACAAGGCCCACAACCUCGCCUUGGCGGGGAAGUUGGAGGACCUAAAGCCGGGCUUCGAGACCUUCUGGUUCAAGGGCGCGGAGAAGCGGAUCUCUGGCGUGUCUCUGACCAACCCCCAAGAUGAGCAUCCGGUCAUUGCAACUCUCCUCGGCCAAAAGGACGGCAGCCGCUUCCGACGUCGCCCUUGGCCAAAGGCCUUUGUCCGGACCCCAUCUGGUGGUGCGCUUCCUGUCUCUUUCCAUUCUCUUGGCGCGUUGCCCGACACUGCCAUCCUGACAUGCGGCUUUUCCUUGGAAGGGUACGUCAUGUCUGGUGAUUCGAAGGCUGGGAUCGAGUGGGUGACGGAGAUCUUCAUCAUUGAGGGACUCUUGGAGGAGAUGGUUUCCGUCGGUGCAGGCCCCAAUGCCCCUUUGAAAAGGAAGGCGGAGGUGGGCAUGGACGUCUUGCUCGGGCUGACUUCCGGCAAGAAGGCCGCUGCCGUCGCUGUUGAUUCUGCUCCAAACACUCCAACGAAGUCCUCGGCUGUGUCGGCCGCCACUGCCCCGGUCGCUGGCCCAAGUACCCAGCCUCUCUCUGUCAACGACUUCCUCGACAUGGAGGCCGGAGAGGCGUCUGAGACGGAGGGAGAGGCUCGCCCCCGCCUUGCUCAUGCCGCGGGCGUCUUCAGCUGCGAGGCUUCUCGCUUCUCUGACCUCCUGUUGGGAGAGGUUUGA
Messenger RNA from Cryptococcus amylolentus CBS 6039, 1080 nucleotides. RefSeq lists its product as hypothetical. The transcript has 9 exons. The record is from RefSeq and is a predicted model, not a curated record. NCBI's taxonomy places the organism in Eukaryota, Fungi, Basidiomycota, Tremellomycetes, Tremellales, Cryptococcaceae. Bases 1 to 1080 code for a protein of 359 amino acids.